AUGUCUUUUCCUCCCAGUCUUGAAUGGAAUGAUAGACGACGGUUAGGCAUCCUUUCACGAACACUCAACUCAACCUCAUGCAUUCGAUGGAUUCUGCCAGCAAGAAUAAGAUCUCCAUCGAAGGAGGACGUUGUUUUCGUCGGGGCAACAUUCAUACAGCUGUACGAGUUCAUCGAGACUGGACAGUUAGUCAACACAACAGCCAAGCUCGACAUUGGAACUCAAAUCACUGAUGCGAAAGUCAUCUCCGCUGACGUUGAAGUCAUUCCCAUCCUCGACGCGAUCUUGAAACAAGAGAGAGACCAAGAAAACUACAGCAUUGGUGGGCAGCCUAUUAACCAUGGUGAUCCAGCACAGAUACUAGUCAUUGUGACUGUCGACAAUGAACUCAUCUUUGCCUGUGCACGAGAGGAUAACAGCGGCGAUGUAAGGUUUGUCUUUGCAAAGCGGCCUUUUCUCAGAGGAGCAGGGCUGCCGUCCAGUCAAUGCCGAUAUGUUGCAGUUGAACCAAAGUCUCGUGCGCUUGCAGUUGCGUCCCCUUCAGGCUAUGUUGGGAUAUUCAAGCUACGCAAGGUUGACCACAUCCAGAGAGAAAUAGAGAAGUGGAAUCCUCUUGAACACGGCUCAUUUCGUCCGUCAGAUGAACAACGUUUCAUUCAGAUCCGAGGCGAUGUCAUGAUGAUUACCUUUUUACCUAGCCCUGAAUCGGAUCCCAAUAGAGUGGUGCUUCUCCUUCUGGUCUGGGGUGGUUCAGAAGAGAAAUCAACACGCCAGUAUAUGUACAGCUGGGAUACACGAUCGCCGCUUCAAACAAUAAAGCCUAUACCUAGUAGUGGGCGGGUGCUGGCCGAGGAGGAAAUCCCAUCAAUGCUAAUUCCCUCUGCACGACCCUAUUCAUUUAUCAUGGUUAUGAAAACAGGCCUAUCGUAUUAUGAGAAUGUCCACACCAGUGACACUAAACGGAUCCAUUGCCCCUUUGGACAACAAGCAGCAGGGAGUCUAGAGUGGGUUCAGUGGGCAAAACCAAGUCGCCACAACGAGUACAAGGAGAAACGAGAUGACUUUGUGCUGCUGCGAGAGGACGGCCUCCUUCAAUACUUCCAAAUUGAGAAGGCCUCUAGCUCGAAAAUCAACUUGAACUGGACAAUUGGACGACUUGGGCUGAAAGCGGACACAGCAUUCUGCAUGCUCGCAGGCCCUCCGGGCAAAGGUGGCGACAUCUUCAUAGUUGGAGGUAGUAUGACAGAUGGAGGCGUCUUCCAUGUCUCUGCGAGAGGAACACCCGAGUGCAUUCAGCUUCUGGAGUCAAUAUGUCCUCUUCGAGGCAUGGUUCUUGGUCCAUCCAGCGCUAAUCAACUUACCGACACCUGGCCACGAGAGGAUCCGGAUCGAUUAUUCGCAUGCUGCAGUCGUGGUUCAGACCAGGGAGUUCUGCUCGAGAUUGGAUACGGCGUGGAGGCACAGGUUGGGUGGACCGUCCCGUACCCCGAUGCUGCCUUGAUUGACAGGCUGUGGACGUUGGAGUUACCGGAUCGUAACGAACUACUGGUACUGGCUUCCCAACCAACACAGUCAUCCAUGGUAUCAUUUGAGCUUGACACGCAAGAGCUCUCUUUCACAAAUUCAGAAAGCCACCCCGGAUUUGACUUUGAUCACCCUACUCUAAUGGCAGCCGUUGUAGGUGGAAACUCCAUACUACAGGUCACCACACAGAGCAUCAGCGUGGUCCCCACCGCAGUUGAAGCUUCUCUUUCAGAGUUUGUCCGCAUGAAAUGUGAACUACGUGAAGCAGCAUUCUUCGAGGAUGGUCGACUGUUUGUGACGGCCCGUCAGGCAACUGAGGGCUAUGAGAUAUGUCUUACUUCGAUCUUGGAUUCGGUGGACGGUUAUGGUGUCAUCUUGAAGGAAGGAACAUCGACACUACUGAGGGACAUUCCUACUAGCCUGUGUUGCUUUGAAAUUCAGGGCAGACGCUUGGUACUCGUUGGCUCUGACGAGGGGCGACUCCACUGGUAUAUUGUGCAGGAAGACACGUCUCUGCGAAAAGUUUUUGAUCGUACUGCUGACCAGUUCCAUUACAAACUUCCGGGAAAAUGCGCAGUGAGCUCCCUUGCUGCACUUAAACGAUGUGACGGAGAUCCGGUCCUCCUUCUCUGCGGCCUGCGGUAUGGGCUUCUGAUCUGUCUGGAUUUCAGGUGCCAGGAUCAGCAUUUCGAUGUGUUUUAUUCCGGCAUACAUAGGCUAGGAGCAACCUCGAUCCGCAUUUUUGAGGAACACAUGUCCCCAGGACGAUCGGGUGCGUCCUCGGCACUAGUACUGUGCGGAUCGGCGACCAGCCGUGUUACUCUUCACCGCAAUGCUUCAAUGGUCGACUACACUAUGUCUUCAUUGUAUGUCACGGACCGUUCAGAUCCUUCGGCCCAGUACACUGUCACUUCUCUUCAUCGAAUCCCAAAGCUGUCCUCCCCGUGUCAAGACCCAGGUGGCUUGGUGGUUUGUGCAACCGAGGACGAGCUUUUAUUCUGCUCAUUAGUAGCUCAAGAACAAACCGUUACGCGAAGAACGUCCGCUGAUGGCAUACCACGACAUGUGCUGUAUUCAGAGUAUCUCGAAAAAUUUGUUGUCGCUUUCGAGAAAACUCAUCUUCUGACUGGAGCUCCUCGCCCCAAGGACCUCCAGAAUAUUCCGUCCAGUCGGAUGGGAAGUGGCAUGAAGACAUCACUUCCUCCACGAAAGAUACAACAAGUGGGUCUUCAUGUCAUCGACCCUAGUCUGAAAGCGUCCAGCGACGGUCGACUCUCUGUGAUUGUGACAGAAGAGACCAAUGAGAGUGUCAAUGCUCUGAUCCAUUGGGCUCCAACAGACGGAGAACAUCAUUACGAAUGGUUUGUCCUAGCUCUUGAGCAAAAGGAGGCAGGCUUUCCUCGGUGCAGUGGGCGGGUUGUCUGCGUCAAUGCAAAGAACCUCAGCAAAGGGAUCCCAGACACAAAUCCCAAGGUUGCGUUCAGAAGCCCGGAACAACCCGUCACGGCGAUUUGCGCUUACAAGAUGUCGUCUCUCCUGAUUGCCGCAGGAAGAGAAAUUCACCUCCACCACCUAGACUUUGCUUCCCGCAAAUGGAAGACGCUUUCAAAACACCGAUUGCCGUCCGCUGCGAAGAGCAUUUCGUGCCAGGGAUCACUCAUCUUCAUUGCCACAGCAAAACAUUCGCUUUUCGUGCUGAUAGAGCGGUCCAACAAGCUGUUCGAGCACAAGUCGGACAAUGAAGCGAGAGCAACCAAGAACGUUGUGCCUUUCGACAACAGUUCGGCCAUUUUCUCUGCCUGGAACGGUGGCACCACCGAUAUCAUGGCGUUCGGCGGUUUCCACCAGGACGGCGAAGAGCCCUACCCGUUGUUCCAGGCAAACUUGCCUCUUCUCAUCGACCACCUUCUCCUCAGGCCACACUCGGUUUACCUCCGCAAUAAAUACUCUUCUCACCGACAUCGCUUCUAUGCAAGUGCCAGUGACGGGACCUUGUUCCACCUUACCGUGAUCCAGUAUGACGAAUGGAAGCUCCUCCAUUUUCUGGAGCAGGCGAGCUACAUGACUACCAGAUCGAUCAAGCCGGUUCCUAUCAGGGCACGAGACGGCGAUGGCGACGAAGUCACCGUCCGGCCGCCCGUCGUCCGAUUAAAGGAUAUGCACGUUCGAGGCGAUCGGUUACUUCUGAUGAUAGAGGAAGGACCGUACAACUUGCGCAAAAUCCUCAAGGGGUCGAUGCUGGAAGAGUUCAACGCCUUGGCCGAAUGUGCGCUGGGGCCGAAAGAAAACUACGUAGAGAGCGUUGCUGUGUGGGUGAGAAAACUCCUCCACCACCCGUCUAAUGAGUGGGUAGAAGAAUGA
Molecule: messenger RNA, 3885 nt
Organism: Exophiala spinifera
Lineage: Eukaryota; Fungi; Ascomycota; Eurotiomycetes; Chaetothyriales; Herpotrichiellaceae
Exons: 5
Coding region: 1-3885 (1294 amino acids)
Biological process (GO): mRNA splicing, via spliceosome
Cellular component (GO): U2 snRNP; nucleus
Molecular function (GO): U2 snRNA binding; protein binding
Source: RefSeq, a predicted model, not a curated record